CCCGCCAUGUGCAGGAUGAUGAAAGUUGGACCUCUUGCAACGCUCUACCGGCGUCCAUGGCCCAAAUCGUCCGUCUUGGCUCCGCGACUUGACCCUACCAUACCCAUUGAGGAGGAAAAGACGCCCAACUACGACGCUGGUCGUUUCUACCCUGUGCGCCUGGGACAAAUUCUAAACGGCAGAUAUCAAAUUGCGACGAAACUAAGCUACGGCGACAAUUCAACUAUAUGGCUUGCUCGAGACCUUGACCGUUGGCGAUGGUUGGAAGACAAGUAUGUCGCCGUCAAGGUCAAUGCAAGCAGCCACGCUUCGCGACGAGUUCCACCCACAAACGAGCAUUUCGUCAGGAAGCUUUCCGACUCUUUCUCAAUUAACAGUACAUCAGGAGGCCACGUGUGUCUUGUCUUGGAAGCCCUGCGUGAGCCUCUAUGGCUCUACUGCAGAAGAUAUAUCAACAACGUCAUUCCUCCGGAUAUCCUCAAGACCCAGCCAUCUUUGAUCGAGAUGCCAAGGAUGAAUUCGACAACCCGCUACCACAGAAGUACAUUGACUAACGCGCUAUUUACCUCUCUCGAAAUAACUACGGGCCGCUUGCUAAACCAACGGGAAUCAUCCAAACUGUUGACUUUGAUUUCUCGAAGUUAUCCUCAACCCGAUGAAUACGACGACCAGACUCACUUGGGUCAAAUUACAUCUCUGAUAAGGCCUCCGCCCAAGGACCUUUUAUCCAAGGGUCAAAGAACUUCCAUGUUCUACCAGAACAACGGUGCCCUCAAAGACCUCAGCAGAAUCCCUACAGAUUUUACACUGGGAAAAUCCAUUACUUGCAUGAGUGGCGAAGAGAAAACAAGGUUCCUUCAUUUUGUCAAGAGAAUGUUGACGUGGUGUCCUGAGGAAAGGAGCAGUGCAAAAGAGCUGUUGGACGACCCCUGGCUGUACGAGGAUUUCCCGCAAGAUUAG
Messenger RNA from Fusarium keratoplasticum, 960 nucleotides. Its product is annotated as Protein kinase domain-containing protein. NCBI's taxonomy places the organism in Eukaryota, Fungi, Ascomycota, Sordariomycetes, Hypocreales, Nectriaceae. Bases 7 to 960 code for a protein of 317 amino acids. The transcript has 5 exons. Gene Ontology annotation, biological process: regulation of mRNA processing; spliceosomal complex assembly. The record is from RefSeq and is a predicted model, not a curated record.